CCUUGUUGUCCUACGACACGACGAAAAUCACGAUGAACGGACCAUCCUCAACCCAGCUCUCAGCAACGCUGGACUUUCUGACAGACGCCGCCCAUCUUCUGGCGACAACAGCGCCAGAGACAUCGGCGUUCCUCAUGAACCAGAGAGGCAACCUUAUGUUUGAGAACGAACUGCCCCAGUCCGAUGUUCAUAGACAGCACGUCUGUAGUUGCUGCGGCCACAUCAUGAUCCCCGGUCACGGCAGCACUUUAAAAUUUGAACACCAAAAAGCUGUGCGCAAGAGGCUAAGAGCAGGCCAAAAGUUUACGAAAGCGCCUGUCCAGACGAAGCAGCAGGAUCAAGAGUCGCGCAAAGGGCCAGUUAAGCGCAUCACAUGCGGCCACUGCACAAGGAAGACGGAGAUCAAGUUCCCGGCCCCGGCUCCUGUCUCGAGGCGCAGCAUCAACCUGAAGACUCAACCACCACAACAAGCGCCAAAGACAGCAGCAACAGGGCUAAAACCAAGUGCGGCGUCUACCCUGGGGUCUCUUGCUGGGCUCUCCGCACCCAAGCCAACUCCUUCGUCCAGUGCAAAUAGCAAAAAGCGUGCCAAAUCCAGAAAAGCCGGACUUCAGGCCUUGCUCGACCAGUCCAAUGCCUCCAAAGCCUCGAGGCCUGGUCUUGGACUGAGUCUCGCCGAUUUUAUGCAGAAAUAAAGUUGAUCUCUGAUAUAGAGAUACAGGGGCCUCCAAUUGUUACCGUAUUGGGCUGUCCUUGAAUUUUGGACAGAGAGUUUCCAUCAGCUCGUCCCGUCUUGGAUCCUGAUGAAUAUUGCCCUGUGAUUGGCGGUUUGGGGCAAUUGUGAAGUACAUAAGCUACCUCUCCUCUGGUAUGACUGAAUUGCCGCAAGGAAAAUUCCAGGUCACUCGAGCGGUUGAUCUUGAAAGGACUUCCAAGCAGAUAUAGUUUCCUGGAUACUCGGACAGGGCUCUUGAAAUCUUCAAUUAUCAGAUGAUUAUUUCCGGGACACAUGAAUAUUCAAGGCUGGAAUGUUCCCGAAGCUUUGGGCAGUGGCUCCAUUGC
Neurospora crassa OR74A is the source of this 1062-nucleotide messenger RNA. RefSeq lists its product as hypothetical. Gene Ontology annotation, biological process: tRNA processing. The transcript has a single exon. Lineage: Eukaryota; Fungi; Ascomycota; Sordariomycetes; Sordariales; Sordariaceae. The coding region runs from base 33 to 695 and encodes 220 amino acids. Gene Ontology annotation, cellular component: nucleolar ribonuclease P complex. The record is from RefSeq and is a predicted model, not a curated record.